Molecule: messenger RNA, 492 nt
Organism: Vittaforma corneae ATCC 50505
Lineage: Eukaryota; Fungi; Microsporidia; Nosematidae
Exons: 1
Coding region: 1-492 (163 amino acids)
Biological process (GO): tRNA aminoacylation for protein translation
Molecular function (GO): tyrosine-tRNA ligase activity; ATP binding
Source: RefSeq, a predicted model, not a curated record
AUGCAGUCUCUGGACGAGGAGUAUCUCCAGGUGGAUGCGCAGUUUGGAGGCGUGGACCAGAGGAAGAUCUUCAUGCAUGCGAACAAGUAUCUUCCCAGGCUAGGAUACAGACGAAGAGUCCAUCUUAUGAACCCCAUGAUGCCAGGACUGGGGUGCGAGAAGAUGAGCUCCUCCGACGAGCUGAGCAAAAUAGACCUGCUGGACACAGAAAAGGCGAUAUCGAAGAAGAUAAGCAAGUGCUUCUGUGAGGAGGGAAAUGCCAGCACGGGAGUGCUGACCCUGUUUAAGUUCAUAAUUCUGCCGGUGCUGCCCGAGGAUGUCGUGAUCAACAACAAGACAUAUCUGAGGUAUGAGGAGCUGGAGAGCGAUUUUGUUGAAAGGAAGAUACACCCUGCAGAUCUAAAGCAGUGUGCAUCCAGGCUUAUUGAGAGGAUUGUCUCACCGAUUCGGGAGAGCAUCAGCGAGGAGGUGACCAGGGCUGCCUAUGACUAG